Molecule: messenger RNA, 636 nt
Organism: Entamoeba histolytica HM-1:IMSS
Lineage: Eukaryota; Evosea; Mastigamoebida; Endamoebidae
Product: G-box-binding factor, putative
Exons: 1
Source: RefSeq, a predicted model, not a curated record
UCAGAAAAACCACAAGCUACAGAAACAAGUGCACAAACACCAACAACAACACACCCGGCAUCAGGAAAUGAAGCAACACACUCUACAGAAACAACAUCACAACCAUCAAGUACAUCACCUGCAUCACCACAACAACAAAACCAACCUUCAUCAGUCUCAACACCAUCAGGAAAUGGACAAAAAACAGAAAAAUCAAAUGAACAAAAACCACAAAAAGAAGACUCAAAAGGACAACCUCAACAACCACCAAGUCAACCAAAUUCAUCAGCAAAACCAAGUGAAGAAACGUCACCAACUCAAACAACAAACAACCCAACACAAAUAAGUCCAUCAACUUCAACUCAACAACCAAAAGGAAAUAAAGACACACAACAAAAAGAUGAACCACCAAAAGAACAACCACAAAAUCAACCACAAGAUAAUGGAAAACAAGAUCAUAAUAAACCAGAACCACAACAACAAAAUCAUCCACAACAAAAUGAAAAACAAGAUAAUAAAAAUACAACUACUUCUGAUAUUUCACAUGAUAAAACUAUUGUUAGUUCUGUUGAUAGUUCUGAUAUUCCUAAUAAUAUUGAUGGGACAUCAGGUAUGUUUAUGUUGUUGGCUUUUGUUAUUCAGUUGAUCUUCUUCUAA